AUCCUGUUUUGUCGUGAGGUUCUGAGCUUUAGGUGUUUUAACCUCACCUUCAAUCAUGUCAGGGCGUGGGAAGCAGGGAGGCAAGGCCCGCGCCAAGGCCAAGUCGCGGUCGUCCCGCGCUGGCCUGCAGUUCCCGGUGGGCCGGGUGCACCGCCUGCUACGCAAGGGCAACUACGCCGAGCGGGUGGGGGCCGGCGCGCCGGUCUACAUGGCGGCGGUGCUGGAGUACCUGACGGCGGAAAUCCUGGAGCUGGCGGGGAACGCGGCCCGCGACAACAAGAAGACGCGCAUCAUCCCCCGCCACCUCCAGCUGGCCAUCCGCAACGACGAGGAGCUGAACAAGCUGUUGGGCAAAGUCACCAUUGCCCAGGGCGGCGUUCUGCCCAACAUCCAGGCCGUUCUCUUACCAAAGAAAACUGAAAGCCACAAAGCCAAAAGUAAAUAAAACCCUGACAAGCCAAAGACCAAAGGCUCUUUUUA
This is a messenger RNA of Ailuropoda melanoleuca (giant panda), 480 nucleotides long. Its product is annotated as histone H2A type 2-C. Gene Ontology annotation, molecular function: protein heterodimerization activity; structural constituent of chromatin; DNA binding. The record is from RefSeq and is a predicted model, not a curated record. Lineage: Eukaryota; Metazoa; Chordata; Mammalia; Carnivora; Ursidae. The transcript has a single exon. Gene Ontology annotation, cellular component: nucleosome. The coding region runs from base 56 to 445 and encodes 129 amino acids.